GCAGUUUACGAUAGGAUCUCAACACAAAAGGAAUUAUAACUUCUUUUGAUCAAUAUGAAGUUUGUAUUCCUAUUAGCCGUAUCUCUGGCGGUUGUGGCAGCAGUGGAGAAAUAUGACACGAAGAACGACGACUUCGAUGUGGCAGCUUUGGUUGCUGAUGUAGAAAAGCUGCGUCAAUUUACUGGAUGUUUUCUGGAGAAGAAUCCCUGUAAUGAUAUUUCUACCGCUUUUAAGAAGGAUUUAGGUGAAGCUAUACAAGAGGCAUGUGCCAAAUGCAGUGCUGCUCAGAAGAACCAAAUGAAGCUUUACCUGAACGGUAUCCAAGAAAAGACACCGCAGGACUAUGAGGAAUUUAAGAAGAAAUACGAUCCAGAGAACAAAUACAUGGUGGCAUUGAAUAACGCCCUCGAAAAUGCUUGAGCGAACUUUUCAAAAUUAAAUUAUUUACAGUUUUGUACU
Molecule: messenger RNA, 459 nt
Organism: Diatraea saccharalis (sugarcane borer)
Lineage: Eukaryota; Metazoa; Arthropoda; Insecta; Lepidoptera; Crambidae
Source: the annotation of a GenBank genome assembly